UCCUCCUGCUGCUUCAUGAGACGAAACCCACUGCUUCAUGUUGUUAAACAGCCUCCGUGUCGCUUCAAUCGACCUUGUUUAAUUUUUCGCAAGCUAUCAAAAGAAAGGAAACUAUGACUGAAAACAUCUGGGCGCGGCUCAGUUUAGGGGAAAAGGUUUCGCUCGACGCUUUUUUGCCUUUUGUAUUUCCUUGCUGAUUGUAGUGGACAUUUUGGAUUUUUUUUUUUAAAUACUCUGUCAUUAAGUGUUACCUGUUGGGACUAGUUUGUGUCUGUCGUCUCCUUAAGUUUGUUGAAAGUGAAAUACUUUGCAGUGUGAGAGCAGCCGGGAACGAUAACAUUAAACUUGAGCCAGCUUUGACUUGCUUUUUUUUUAUCGCCAACGUUAGCUAGCUGCUAGCAACAUCUAUUGAACUCUCGUCAAGUCUGUAAGGCUUGCUAAUGCCCACUCCUUGGAAUAUCUUGGGGGAGCACCGUCCUGCCAGUAACGCCGGACUUCACUAAAUGACACACUGACUGCAGUUAUUUGGAUAAGCACAUUGUUGCUGUUGGAUCUGUCAUCUGUCUGUAUCCAGUGGGACCCAGGCGCUUGAGUCAUAAAUGACAAGUGCCUGAGGAUGUCCAAGCGGAACUUAUUUGUUCGAUUGGUGCCUUGCCGCUGCUUGCGGGGUGAGGAGGAGACUGUCACUUCACUGGACUACUCUCACUGCAGCCUGGAGACGGUUCCUAAAGAGAUCUUUAGUUUUGAGAAGACUCUGCAGGAACUCUUCCUCGAUGCCAACCAGAUCGAGGAGCUGCCAAAACAACUGUUCAACUGCCAGUUACUCCACCGACUGAGCAUGCCAGAUAAUGACCUAACGGUGUUGCCCCCGGCGAUAGCAAACCUCAUCAACCUCAGAGAGCUUGAUGUCAGCAAAAACAGUAUCCAGGAGUUUCCAGAAAACAUUAAGAAUUGCAAAGUUCUAGCUGUUGUAGAAGCCAGUGUAAAUCCCAUAUCCAAGCUCCCAGAAGGCUUCACCCAGCUUCUGAGUCUGACACAACUCUACUUGAAUGAUGCCUUCCUGGAGUUUUUACCAGCCAGCUUUGGCAGGUUAACUAAAUUACAGAUCCUGGAGCUAAGGGAGAACCAGUUAAAGAUGUUGCCAAAAAGCAUGCAGAAGCUCACACAGCUGGAGAGGUUGGACCUGGGGAGUAAUGAGUUCACUGAAGUGCCUGAGGUGUUGGAGCAGCUGACUGGAAUCAAGGAGCUGUGGAUGGAUGGGAACAAACUGACAUUGUUACCUGGGAUGCUGGGAAUGUUAAAACAGCUGGUAUACCUGGAUGUGUCCAAGAACAACCUAGAGAUGGUAGAUGAGCAAAUCUCUGGAUGCGAGAGUCUGCAGGAUCUCCUGCUCUCCAAUAAUGCCCUCACACAGCUGCCAGGCUCCAUUGGCUCCCUGACAAACCUGACUACUCUGAAAGUAGAUGAGAACCAACUGAUGUACUUACCGGACUCUGUUGGCGGUCUGACAUCGCUGGAUGAGCUCGACUGCAGUUUCAAUGAAAUUGAAGCCUUACCGUCUUCCAUCGGUCAGUGCCUCAACAUCCGCACAUUUGCAGCCGAUCACAAUUUCCUUACCCAACUUCCCGCUGAGUUGGGCAACUGGAAACAUGCAACAGUGGUUUUCCUUCAUUCAAACAAGCUGGAGUCUUUGCCUGAGGAGAUGGGUGACAUGCAGAGGCUCAAGGUCAUCAAUCUCAGCAACAACAAGCUGAAAAAUCUACCCUACAGUUUUACUAAACUGAGUCAGAUGACUGCUAUGUGGCUGUCUGAAAAUCAGUCAAAACCCCUGAUUCCUCUCCAGAAAGAAGAGGCUCCAGACACACACAAAACCGUGCUGACUAACUACAUGUUCCCCCAGCAAACCAGGACGAACGACUGCACAUUCAACAUUCCACACUCUGACUCUGAGAGCUUCAAUCCGACUCUGUGGGAGGAACAGCGUAAACAGCGAGCUCAGGUGGCCUUUGAGUGUGAUGAGGACAAAGAUGAGAGAGAGACGCCACCAAAAGAGGGACAUCUGAAACGUUACCCGACCCCGUACCCAGAUGAGUUGAAAAACAUGGUGAAGACGGCCCAUUCGGUGGCACACAGGCUGAAGGAGGAUGAGCUGAGUGAUGAGGCGGUGAGGGAAGCAAAAUCUAAUGAAUGGAACCACAUUGGAGUGCAGGAUGUUGGCGUUAAGGUGAUUGACGACCCGGGUACCAUUGGCAUAGCGUUGGAGGUGGAGCCCGAAGUGUCAACCAACACAUGUGCCCAAAACUCCAUAACAUCUGAAUCUAAAGACACGUUGGAGUCUUACAGCUCCCAGAACGUCCCACUCAAAUCUUCAGAGACAUCUAUGAUGAACCACGAGGACACACUGGAGUCUAUACAGGAUUCUGAGGAGUUGUCAGAUGAAGAAGAGGAGAUGAAGAUUGCUGAGAUGAGACCACCUCUUAUUGAAAUCUCCAUCAACCAGCCUAAAGUAGUGACCUUAAGUAAGGACAAAAAAGAUGAUGUAAAAGAUGCAGACUCUUUGCUGGAUGACACAGUGGCCAACAGUAACCAGAACAACAGUAACUGCUCAUCACCAUCUAGAAUGUCUGACUCUGUGUCACUGACCACAGACAGCAGUCAGGACAACUCUCUUUGCACACCAGAGCGAGAAGCAAAGAUGCCAUUUUUACCCAAGUGCAGGCAACAAGAUGAGAAUAUGAAUGAAAAUAAAGACACCACCCCUCUUCUUCAUAAUAGUAAUGGCUCAGAAACGUCUCUUCAAGCCCUGUUGAAAACUCAGCAGACCCAGCCGGACAAAGUGGGUGACUACGACCUUUCUAUGGAAGCUAGACUUGCUUUCAUAGAGAAGGGAAUUAAUAAUGGCAUGAGAGAUGCUUACACCAAGUGGGACCAGAUCAAUAUGAAUGUGACCAAGCUGCCAACUGACAACAUGGUUCAGCUGGAGGAACCUGGCAAAACCAAGAAUGGUUCAAUAGCAAAGGUGGAACUUGAUGGUAGGCAGGGUUUUAGCAAUGGCAACAUGGAACAUGUACAGAAUGGUAACCAACAGGUCAGUGACUGCAUUGAUAGUAUUGGCCAAGCAGUAAGAGUGGAGACAUCUGCUAGACAUGUGUCCUCGACAGGAGUGACAGCUAGCAGUGACAUGUCUCUCUCUCGCAGUACAGAGGAAUUGUCUCCAGAGAAACUGUGCCCUCCCCACCAGGUGGUGAAGUCUCAGAGUGUCAGCAACAUAGAAACAGGCAUGAAGCUCUACUCAUUUGAUGAUGACAGUGAAUCCUGUGAUGCAUCUGCCAUUAGGCUGGCAGGGGCCAUCCCAGGGCCCGGAGCUCAGGGCCAGAGCAUAGUCCGGAGCAAGUCGGCUUCCCUGCUCAAUGAUCAGACUCUACAAGUCUAUCCUAGCACUUCUGCGUCUUCCUCAGACCUGCUUUCCGCAUCUGCUAAAGCCCCUGCCAGCACCAGCAGGUAUCCAGUCUCCUCUAGUAUGGCCAUGGGAAUCCCUCCCCCUCAAUAUAAUAUACAGUACACAAGCAGUGCCAUGCCUAAAGAUGGUCUCCGGGCCCAGAGGACACCCAUGCCUCCAGAUCCCCAAGGAUACCUCCCUUCCUCUCCACACUCACUAGCCAACACCAAUUACUCCAACCGUAACCAGGCACCUCCUUACCCAAUGCAGCCCCAUCAGAGAGGGCUACCUGUGGGUCCUAAACCUGGGGACAUGUGGGCUAAAGAAAGACUUCAUGUAUCUAGUGGCCAGCCAAGAAGCAGCACUCUACAAAGGCAAAGCAGCGGCACCUCCACAGUUUCCAUGGGUGACUCAGGGCGCAUGCAGGUGCCUGAAGGGGAAUACAUGACAUAUAGGGACAUUCAUACCCUCGCCAGGGGGCCUCUGGCAAUGAGCCAAACCAUGCAGAGGCCCCUCUCUGCUCGCACUUACAGCAUUGAUGCAACCGGUGCCCCCAGGCCUCGCAGCAGCCGGCCGCAGCCUCAUGAGCUGCCAGAGAGAACCAUGUCCGUCAGUGAUUUCAACUACCAGCACAGCAGCCCCAGCAAGAGGCCGAACACUAGAGUGAAGUCUGAGCACUCGCUCCUAGACAGUGCACCAGGAAGGGUACCAGCUGACUGGAGGGACCAGGUCAUGCGCCAUAUUGAAGCCAAGAAAAUGGAAAAGAAUGUGCUGUCUUGGUCCUAUAAUUCCAAUUACGCUCUGCUGAGCUGGUCUCACUACGGCAGCUGUAGGGACAUGCAUGCCAGCCAUGGCUCUCUGGUGUUUAGCCCCAGAGACGGACAGCCCUUCAGAGCUCUGGGCUCCUGUGAUGAAGUGUUUGGUCCUCAGGGGCAGCAGAGCUACGCCACAGACCCUCACAGAAAAGUGCCUUUGAUGAACGGUCAGAUGGGCCCUUCUGUUCAUCCACAGAUGAGCCAGAUGUCCAUGGGUCGCCACCCUUCCAGAGAGCAACUUAUUGACUACCUGAUGCUCAAAGUCUCCCACCAGUCCCAGGGUCCCCCACGUGUCCCACACGACACACUGCAGAAAGAAAUCCGUGUGAAAGUGGAGAAGAAUCCAGAGUUGGGUUUCAGCAUAUCUGGAGGAUUGGGAGGCCGGGGAAACCCCUUUCAUCCAGAUGAUAAUGGCAUAUUUGUCACGAGGGUUCAGCCAGAGGGUCCAGCGUCCAAGAUUCUUCAGCCUGGAGAUAAAAUUAUCCAGGCGAACGGAUACAGCUUUGUGAAUAUUGAUCAUGGGAAUGCAGUGUCCCUGCUGAAAACUUUUCCAAACACUGUGGAUUUAACAAUCAUACGAGAAAUACAAGCAUAGACUCAACCGAAACCGACCUCUCACACAGGACACGACAGACAGAGAGAAAAUGAUGUUGGCUCAUAUUUUUUUAUACAGAAGAAACUGUUGUGUUCAUAACUGUUUAGACUAUUUAUAGUACAGAUCUUGGGAGCCUGGACUGAUUGGGCAAAAACCACUGGAUGUCAGGGAUCGAAGGGAGAAGAAUUGGAGCAAACAUCUGCAAGUACAAGUCCUCAAAAGGCUAUCACUGUGGUAUAUAUUUUUAUAUGAAUGAAACUGACCUGCUCUGAUGCAAAAAUGUACUGUGGUCUCUGUAUAGAACCCCCAACCCCACCCCUGGUUCAAAACUCAUUAACCUUCAUCAUGAGGUAGGUUUUAUUUGUUCAUUCUGACAUAAAAUGACAGUGACCACUAGGGGGCAGGGCUCCCUCUUUUACAUCAUUCAGUUUUCCUGUUUUUACCACCAGUUUUAAUUUGUAAAUGUUGAAAACCAUUUUCUGAUUUGCCGAAUGAUCUCACAUGUGGGACAGUGUUACGUGCUUUUCUUGUGAAGAAGAAUGUUGGAUAAGAUGGUUUUUGUUGUUUGUUUUGGGAGGAUUUUUCCCCCAUUUCUGGAACAGUUGAAGAAACCCAAUGAUGUAGAGCUGUGAAAAAUUAAUCCAUUCACCCCACCUGCUUCCAACACAACUGACAUAUCACCUGGAACCAGAGCGCUAAUCGUGCUGCCACCAGUUUGUGUAAAGGAACCGUAACUGCUCUGUUACAGAAUAGGGCUGCAACCAACAAUUACUUUCAUAAUCAAUCAGUUUAGUUGAUUACUUGUUGGGUCCAAUUUAAAAAAAAAAAAAAAAAAGGUGAAAAAUGUUGAUAGGUGUUUUCCAGAGACCAAGA
Thalassophryne amazonica is the source of this 5722-nucleotide messenger RNA. It is a transcript of the gene erbin, whose product is annotated as erbb2 interacting protein. The transcript has 27 exons. Gene Ontology annotation, cellular component: postsynaptic membrane; adherens junction; postsynaptic density. Gene Ontology annotation, biological process: neurotransmitter receptor transport postsynaptic membrane to endosome; neurotransmitter receptor transport, endosome to postsynaptic membrane. Bases 617 to 4849 code for a protein of 1410 amino acids. The record is from RefSeq and is a predicted model, not a curated record. Gene Ontology annotation, molecular function: protein binding. NCBI's taxonomy places the organism in Eukaryota, Metazoa, Chordata, Actinopteri, Batrachoidiformes, Batrachoididae.